Messenger RNA from Pezoporus occidentalis (night parrot), 1091 nucleotides. RefSeq names its product syntaxin 5 (gene STX5). The record is from RefSeq and is a predicted model, not a curated record. Gene Ontology annotation, molecular function: SNAP receptor activity; SNARE binding. Gene Ontology annotation, biological process: endoplasmic reticulum to Golgi vesicle-mediated transport; intracellular protein transport; vesicle fusion. NCBI's taxonomy places the organism in Eukaryota, Metazoa, Chordata, Aves, Psittaciformes, Psittacidae. Gene Ontology annotation, cellular component: endomembrane system; Golgi membrane; SNARE complex. The annotation marks the transcript as partial. The transcript has 7 exons.
CCCCCACCAGUGGCCAAGAGGAAAUCACUGUUCGAUGACAAAGCCGUGGAGAUCGAGGAGCUCACCUACAUCAUCAAACAGGACAUCAACAGCCUGAACAAGCAAAUCGCGCAGCUGCAGGAGGUGGUGCGGGCGCGGGGGGGGCAGAACGGGCGCCACGUCCAGACCCACUCCAACACCGUGGUGGUGUCGCUGCAGUCUAAACUGGCUUCAAUGUCCAAUGACUUCAAGUCGGUGCUGGAGGUGCGGACAGAGAACCUGAAGCAGCAGCGCAGCCGCCGCGAGCAUUUCUCCCGUGCCCCUGUGUCCGCGUUGCCCCUCGCUGCCGGCAACAUGGGCAGCUCCGCGGUGCUGCAGGAUGAGUCCCCGCGCGCCGGCUCCGUGGCCAUUGAGAUGGACGCACGGACGAGCCAACAGCUCCAACUGAUCGAUGAGCAGGAUUCCUACAUCCAGAGCCGGGCAGACACGAUGCAGAACAUCGAAUCCACCAUCGUGGAGCUGGGCUCCAUCUUCCAGCAGUUGGCUCAUAUGGUGAAGGAGCAAGAGGAGACGAUCCAGAGGAUCGAUGCAAGCGUGGAGGACGCGCAGCUGAACGUGGAGGCGGCUCACGGGGAGAUCCUCAAGUACUUCCAGUCGGUCACGUCCAACCGGUGGUUGAUGAUCAAGAUCUUCCUCAUCCUCAUCGUCUUCUUCAUCGUCUUUGUUGUUUUCCUGGCCUGAGGAUCUUUUUCUUUCCCCUGUCCACCGGUUGGGACAGAUGGACUUGAUCCGUGCUCUGUGGGGCUCGGACAUGGACACUGCUGCGGGGAUGGGGUCUGCUGGGACCUGCCCCAGUGCCCCCGAGGACCCCCCCGUUGUCCCCCUCAGGCUGUGGGGGGCACCACCAGCUCCCCACCCUGCAGGUCCCGCAGCCUAUGCUGAGGCUGGUCCCUGUUCCCAGCCGGUCAUGGUGGCUGCAGACCCCUGCUGGGGGGCCGGGAAUGCUGCCACCCCCUGCCCCCAGAGUGGCUGCAGCCCCCUUUUAAAGCUGUGGGGCACCCUGGAGGGGGGCUGUGGACCCCGGUGGGUCCCCUGGGGGGGGGCGGGGCUGA